AUGACUGGAAUUAUCGAAGAGAUGAUUAACAACGUAUGGCGCUUCCAACGCGGGUACAAGGUUGAGCCUGGAGGGAGGAAGAAUCCCGACAAUUUCAAGCACUACCGCCCAUGGGGUUUCACUAUCUACCGCACCUAUUACGGAAAGGAGUCCGACGAGCAUUGGCAUUCGCUUCUGCAUUCUUUAAGACAUCAAACAAAACUGGCAUUUGGAGCCUUCGAAAAAGACAAGGAAACAGACCAAGAUGAUAGGCAACGGCUUAAGGAACUGUUCGAACUAGAUGUCUAUGAGGAUCCCUCGCAACUUGAUGGACUCGAUGAACGAGGUCUCCGAGAAUUCUGCAACGCCGAAAUAUCCAAGGCGACCAAAGUUGUACAUAAAGCCAUUCACGAAAUCACCGUGAGCACGAGGCCUGUCGAGAAACAAGGCAUGUCAGACUAUGUCUACGGUUUUGUUUUGCUCGCCGAUGAAGCAGUCUUCAAGGACAUAGAGAAAGGAGAAUCUAUUGUCAAAACUGUCUCAUUGUACUGGGAUGGUUAUGCGGGUUGGGGAUGGAUGAGGAUCCCAACAGGCUAUCUAUUAGAAUUCUAG
This is a messenger RNA of Fusarium pseudograminearum CS3096, 591 nucleotides long. RefSeq lists its product as uncharacterized. The record is from RefSeq and is a predicted model, not a curated record. The transcript has a single exon. NCBI's taxonomy places the organism in Eukaryota, Fungi, Ascomycota, Sordariomycetes, Hypocreales, Nectriaceae. Bases 1 to 591 code for a protein of 196 amino acids.